Molecule: messenger RNA, 510 nt
Organism: Hevea brasiliensis (rubber tree)
Lineage: Eukaryota; Viridiplantae; Streptophyta; Magnoliopsida; Malpighiales; Euphorbiaceae
Exons: 1
Coding region: 1-510 (169 amino acids)
Molecular function (GO): nucleic acid binding; RNA-DNA hybrid ribonuclease activity
Source: RefSeq, a predicted model, not a curated record
AUGUACUUUGAUGGGGCCAUGAAUAAGAGCGGAGCCGGUAUAGGGGUAGUUUUGGAAGCACCGAAUGGAGAACAAUUGUUAAUGUCAAAAAGGCUAUGUUUCCCAGCCACUAAUAAUAUUGCAGAAUAUGAGGCUUGCAUUUGUGGCCUAGAGGCAUUAAUAGCUGUUGGGGCUAAAAAAGUGGAGGUGUUUGGAGAUUCAAUGCUAGUGGUUUCCCAUGUUAAAGGUGAAUGGGAAUUGAAAGAAGAAAAGUUGAGGCCAUACCUAGAGUAUGUUAAGAAACUAUUAUUUAGCUUUGAGGAAGUGACAAUGAAGCACAUGCUUAGAGCUCAGAACCAGAUGACUGAUGCUCUAGCCACGCUGGCAUCCUUGUGGGAGAAGGGUGAUCAGAAGCUGACCCAGCCAGUUAUCCUAAUGAGGAGUAGAAUCCCAUGCUAUGAAGGGUUAAUAAUAGCACAUUUAGAUCUAGAAGAUGAGAUGAAAUGGUAUGAGGACAUAGAAGAUAUUUAG